AUGGCGAAAAGCUCUCUUGAUUAUAGUCCUUUGCUUUCUAAACAAGGUGGUGAAACUGAUUAUGGCUAUGUCAGAAAGAUAUCACCUUCUGUUGUUUCAGCUACAAAAUGGACUCUUAGGAUUUUGAUUUUUAUAGUCUUUGUUUUAUGGGGUGCUUUCAUUUUUCUGUUACCAUCGGAACCUGUUUAUAAAUUGUUCACAAAAUGGCUUCGUUUCAGCCGUGGAACUUCCUAUGGAAUCACAGGAAGCAUUUUGAUGAGCCACAGUGUUCCAGUUCUUGCAAUUGCAUUUCUAGCCAUUGCACACCUGAUUAUUUCUGGGGAGGAUCAGCUUCCUGAGAAGAAGAGUUCCAAGUAUCCAAGAUUUCGCCUAUGGACUUUUCCUCUGCUUAUCAAUGGACCAUUUGGGGUGGUUUCUGCUACAGAGUUCAUUGGGAUUGUCAUUUUUGUAGCAUAUGUUAUUUGGGCUUUCUCUACUUAUGCUAUGCAGGCUCUUGCAAAUAUGUCUGAUCAGUUGUCUUUUAGAGCCCUGAGCUUGCGCAUGUUGGAUAUUAUGGGACUUCGUUUGGGUGCAAUUGGAUUAGUGUGCUUGGCGUUUUUAUUUCUUCCGAUUUCACGGGGAUCGGUUCUUCUCCGCUUUAUAGAUAUCCCUUUUGAACAUGCUACAAAAUAUCAUGUAUGGCUAGGACACCUCACAAUGGUGCUUUUUACUCUCCAUGGACUCUUCUAUGCUAUUGAGUGGCUAAUGGAAGGUCGACUAAUUCGAGAAUUAGUAGAAUGGAAAGAUAUCGGUGUUGCCAAUCUUGCAGGAGUUAUCAGCCUUGUAGCUGGUUUGUUGAUGUGGGUGACCUCACUUCCUGGAGUACGAAAGUGGAAUUUCGAGUUGUUUUUCUACACUCACCAAUUAUACAUAAUCUUUAUCGUCUUUAUGGCUUUACAUAUCGGCGACUUUAUUUUCGCUAUGGCCGCGGGACCAAUAUUUCUUUUUGUGCUCGACCGUUUCCUGAGGUUCUGCCAAUCAAGAAAGACAGUUAAUGUUAUCUCGUCGAGGUGCCUUCCGUGCGGUACUGUGGAAAUGGUUCUAUCAAAACCUCAAAAUUUGAGAUACAAUGCGCUAAGCUUCAUUUUCCUUCAAGUUCGGGAAUUAUCGUGGCUGCAGUGGCAUCCAUUCAGUGUUUCUUCUAGCCCUUUGGAUGGAAAUAAUCACAUUGCUGUUCUCAUAAAGGUUCUAGGAAAAUGGACAGGGAGAUUAAGAGAAACAAUCACUAAUGUUGAUGCACCAGAGGAUUUAUCGGUUAAGCCUAAUACCGUGGUAACAGCUUCUGUUGAGGGGCCGUAUGGACAUGAAGUACCAUACCAUUUGAUGUACGAAAAUCUUAUAUUAGUGGCUGGUGGUAUUGGACUUUCGCCUUUCCUUGCUAUAUUGAGCGAUAUUCUCCACCGUGUGAGGGAGGGGAAACCUUGUAGACCAAGAAAUGUUUUAAUUGUUUGGGCAGUGAAAAAAUCAAAUGAGCUUCCACUUCUUUCGACCGUCGACAUGGAAACAAUCUGUCCAAACUUUUCUGAUAAAGUGAAUAUCAAUGUACAUAUUUUCGUCACUCGAGAAUCAGAUCCUCCAUUGGAAGAGGGAUACGUUUUCAAACCGAUAAAAUCUUCACUAUGUCCCUUUCCAAUGCCUAGUGAUUAUGGAAUGUCUGGUUUGGUUGGUACAGGAAACAAUGUUUGGUCAGGACUAUAUGUCAUUUCAUCUACCUUGGGCUUUGUGAUCUUAUUUGCUUUGUUGAAUAUUUUCUAUAUAAAUCCAUUUGGUGUGUAUAAAUGGUGGUACAAAGGGUUACUAUUUGUAAUCUGCAUGGUUGCAAGUGUCGUUAUCUUUGGUGGCAUAGUGGUUGGAUUUUGGCAUAUGUGGGAAAAGCAAAGUUCUCUCAAAGAUAAUUCCAAUAACAUCAAGGUUGAUAAAAUCGAGCAAAACGGCUCCGCAGCUUCCAAGGAUCCAAGUCCAGACAAUCUUACAAAGUUAACCGAUGUUCAAUAUGGUUCUAGGCCAGACUUUAAAGAGAUUUUUGAAUUGAUGUCAGAGAAAUGGGGCCAUGUUGAUGUUGGUGUUAUAGUUUGUGGUCCUCCAACUCUUCAAACAAGUGUUGCACAAGAAAUCAGGUCACAUAGUUUGACAAGACAAACUUAUCAUCCCAUCUUCCAUUUUCACAGUCAUAGCUUUGAUCUUUAG
Messenger RNA from Lathyrus sativus (Indian pea), 2226 nucleotides. The record is from the annotation of a GenBank genome assembly. NCBI's taxonomy places the organism in Eukaryota, Viridiplantae, Streptophyta, Magnoliopsida, Fabales, Fabaceae.